Prosopis cineraria is the source of this 793-nucleotide messenger RNA. Its product is annotated as PLAT domain-containing protein 3-like. Gene Ontology annotation, molecular function: protein binding. Bases 192 to 605 code for a protein of 137 amino acids. The transcript has a single exon. The record is from RefSeq and is a predicted model, not a curated record. NCBI's taxonomy places the organism in Eukaryota, Viridiplantae, Streptophyta, Magnoliopsida, Fabales, Fabaceae.
GUUGCAUUGUCUUCUCUUCUUUUCCUACUCUCACUACUCAUCAGCUUUGCUGCAAUCGCUACAUCUGUAAGUAAUUUACUCUCUUCGAUCUCUGGAUCCUUCAUUGGUUUUACCCAUCAUAGUAAGCUUCUCUUAGUUGUGUUUGUGUGUGUGUGUUUGAUUGAAUAUUUGAUCGAAAUGCGACUGCAUGCAUGCUGAACCAGUGCCGGUACGUAGUGAGAGUCAAGACAGGAGAUCGCGAACAUGCAGGAACGAAUUCUGUCAUCAGCCUCAAGUUAUCCUCUCUUGGAAAUAGCUUUACCAUCAACAACCUCCAAAAUUGGGGCAUCAUGGGACCAAGUCAUGACUACUUCGAGCGAGGUAACCUCGACCUCUUCAGUGGCAAUGGCCCUUGCCUCCGUGUUUGCGCCAUCGCCGUCGCCUCCAAUGGCCAAGGGACCAAGCCGGGAUGGUACUUGGAUUACGUGGAUGUCACUUCCACUGGGCCCAAGUCAGCAUUCUCGGUGAACCAGUGGCUAGCUAUAAAUGAAUGGCCACAUCAUCUCUAUGCCAGCGUCAACUUAUGCGCUGGCGCCAACAAGCUAGACAACAAAGGAGGGCAUUAGAUCUGGAUUCUUGGGGUUGAGACGCAAUCUCUCUACUGUUUGACCAUGCUUGUUUCACAAGCUCUUAAUAAUAUGUAUUUGGCUUUUGUUGGCGUGUUGUGUGUUUCGUAAUGUACGUGUGUAUCAUCAAUCGUCCGUGUGUAUUUUCUUUAUGGAUAAGAACUACUGGCAUUACAAUUUACAAUCAA